Molecule: messenger RNA, 4886 nt
Organism: Anolis carolinensis (green anole)
Lineage: Eukaryota; Metazoa; Chordata; Lepidosauria; Squamata; Anolidae
Gene: arhgef33
Product: Rho guanine nucleotide exchange factor 33
Exons: 16
Coding region: 1423-3828 (801 amino acids)
Molecular function (GO): guanyl-nucleotide exchange factor activity
Source: RefSeq, a predicted model, not a curated record
UCACCAGGACAUAUAGUGGGUCAUGGGGAGGGGUCUGUGUGCCAAGUUUGGUCCAGGUCUAUCAUUCAUGGGGGUCACAGUGGUCUCUGUAAGUGAGUGAAGGUACUGCAAGUCCCAUCAUCCGUGGCAAUUUUGGUCCAGAUCCAUUGUUGUUUCGGUUCACAGUGCGCUCUGGAUGUAGGUGAACUACCACUCCUAUAAAUCAUGGUGAAUUUCCCCCCAAACCUGGUCAUGGGGUUCUGUGUGCCAAAUGUGGUCCAGCCCAUUGUCGGUGGGGGUCACAGUGCUGUAUCUUGAUGCAGGGUGAGCUACAACUUCUGUCCGGUUGAGUCAGUCCCCUAACCAUCUCCAGUCUGUUCAGUUGCUGAUCAAUUCCUCUGUUUGCUGUGUGUCAUAGGAAAGCGUAGGUAGGAAAGGGUUGAGAGGCAAUGGGCAGGGUCAUGCAAAUUCCACACCAAUGGAGAGAGAAAGGAACAAUGGGAUGUGGCGCUCACUGUAACCUGCAAUGUCACUGGAGGAAAGGACAUUGGUGUCUCCUGCUUAGUGGGAACUCUUUGUGAAGGCCGGAGGCUGUCUGUGUAAGUGGACACCUCCACCACAUACACACAUACACAUUUUCACUUUUAUUAUGUGUAUAGAAGAUUAUUAUUUUAUGUUUUGGGUGAGAAAGUAUAGAUCUUGCUUUUGCACACAUAGUCACCCAACAUUGAAUGAGCAUUUCUGUAUGAAUUGAAUUUCCAGAUUGUUUGAGUUUGGAGCCCUCUACCUGACCUCGCUGUUUUAUUAAAUCAUUCCAAUUUGGGUUAUAACAGGUAGGCUAACUUGAGUUGGGGCCCCAUCCAUGUUUCUUUGAAUAAGAUUUUGCUGCACUGUGAAUUCUUGCUGCAGUUGGCUACCCGCCCUUCCCAUUAAAAAAAAUCGCCACCAACAGCGUUUCUUCAGGCUAGACAUAAAUUCAUUGUUUUCUAUUCCUGAUAAUAAUAAUAAUUAUAAAAGAAUGUACACACCACAAUGUAUAGUUUUAACAGUCAUCACCACUGUUUUAAGAGCUUGUCCUAAUGUUAAAUGUAUAGCUGGGAUAAUCAGCAGGGAGGGACACAAGGAUGUGACCUCAGGAUUGCAUAAUUGGGAAGCUUAAGAUUAGAUAUGCUUGGAUUUGAAAUUAACAUUAUAGCAUGUGAUAGACCUACUUCAGAGAACACCAGACUCCCAUAGCUGCCUUCCUGCCUUCAUUUUAGAGGACUGUUGUUCUUAACUCACCAAGGUAUGGAAGCUGCAAGAGACAUAGCACAGCUAGGGAGCUGGGUCAUCUGAUUCAUCCUUUAAACUCACAUGUUUAGAUUCUUCAGAACCAUGAGAUGGGUUUUUACUCCCCUGAAUAAUAAAGGACAGAUGAUCAACUGGACUUGACAACAUCCAAGUAUGGAUUCAAACAGAAAAGAAGGAGAAACUGAAAGUGUGCCAGUGAUUAAUCCUGCAACACAGAUUGCCCAGUUGCAGGCUCUGGCUUCUGAACUCAAAACUGGUUUCACUGAAGCCAUGCAGGAGCUCACAAGGAUUCAACAUGGGGAGUAUGCUCUGGAGGAGAAGGUCCAAAGCUGCCGGUGUGCGAUGGAGGAGAAAGUGGCAGAGAUGAAGAAUUCUCUGAAUGAUUUCAAGGAGGAGCUUAAUGAAGCCAAGUCCAUGAUUGAUGAAAUCAGUGCUAAGCAAGAUGAAAUGCAACAGAAAAUUGAACAGCUCCAACAAGAGAAACGGAAGGAAUCUCGGAAGCUCAAAGCAAAAAGAAUACAGAAGGAGGAGCAUGGGUCACAAACAGUCCCUACACCCCUGCAAGGAAGUCCUUUUCGGUCGCUGAACCUUCCAGAGACAGUUUUAAUUAAUGAAGAUUUUGUAAACCUUUUGCACAAUGCAACAUAUGAGAAAGUUUCUGACUGCAGACCCAGGGGACUCGGAGAAAGCAACAUGAAAGGACUUACCAGUACAAAUUUGGACACAGAAGAGAGCCUUAGAGCGUCCUCUUCAUCUGAUGCUCAGUCAUCAUCCAAAAUGUGGAAACAGACCAAGGAUGGUAAAGAGUGGGGUGAUGACUAUAUUUCAAGGGACCAGAAGGACUUAGGUCCAAGCAGAUAUAGUUCCAUGGAAAACCUACUGCAAGACCCAUCUAUUGCAGCUAAAAGGCAAAAUAUUGCUUUGGAUUUACUGGAGUCUGAGAGGAAGUAUGUGGUGAGCCUUUCCCUGGUUCUCAAAAUUAAGACCACAUGGCAGGGACCAGAAAUGAAGAGGAAUGUCAAGGAAAGGAGUUUUGUCCCGAACUCUUUGCGAUAUUUGGCCCAGCAGCACGUCGACUUACUCCACGCUCUUCAAGAAAGAGUCCUGAGUUGGCCCCGACAAGGCAUCCUGGGAGACAUAUUUCUCAAGCUGACCAAUGAUGAAAAUAAUUUUUUGGACUAUUACGUUGCUUACUUGAGAGACCUGCCGGAGUGCAUUUCACUGGUUCAUGUGGUGAUUCUCAAAGAGAUUGAGGAUGAAAUUAAGUCUGAUCUCUACAUAGUCUUCUUUCAUAUUGUUCAGCGUAUUCCUGAAUACCUUCUUCAUUUGCAGAAUAUCUUGAAGUUCACCGAGCAGGAACACCCCGAUUACUACCUUCUCCUUGUUUGCGUUCAGCGCCUGAGAGUUUUCAUCUCGCACUACAGCCUCCUUUUCCAGUGCAAUGAAGACCUGCUGAUACAGAAACGAAAGAAACUGAGGAAAUCUUCCUUCAUAAAGUUAUAUAAAGGAUUAGCUUCUCAGUGUGCCAACACCGGCCAGGACGUGUCUCCAACCCCGAGCGCGACCUCCAUCCGCGACAGUGGGAUCCACUCGGAAGAGGCCAUGCAACUCUUCCCAUCAACCCCGGCUUCUGGAACCACGGCUAUGCACUUGAUGUCCCACAUGAAGAAGAGUCAGCAGCAAGGCAUGGAGGGCAUGCAGGGAGGGCCCUCAGGCGAGUGGGAAAGCGAAGGAAGGCGGCACGACAGGGCAGAGAAUGCCCUGACUUCUUCUCAGUUCAACGACCAGGACCUGAAGACCAUUGCGGCGUCUCUCCAAGCCCUGCCAGACAUGGAGUACAGCGCUCCUCCUCCUCCUCCUGAAGUGAAGGGACACCCAGAGCGCCAUCGCAGGGCCUCCACCUCAGACCUUCUCCACCACAGUGCAGGUUUCGCGCCUGACUAUGAAGAUUUUGAAUACAGAGGGGAGACCUAUGGCAUGGGCGGUCCCUACCAGGAAGAACCCCUUCAGAACCUGGCCGUCUUUGAGACCCGCUCUCCGGCAUCUUCAGAGUCCAGUAUCGACAUCUGUUUCUUGAGGCCUGUGAACUUCACCACGGAGCCAGAAAGGACAGAGCACACUUUGCAGCCAUUGCCCAAAAGCGGGGCUCCGGCCAGCAGCAGCAGCAGCACUUACAAGAGGGAGCUUUUCCGGAGCAAAGGCAAACAGCUGAGCCGGUCCUUGAAGGAGUUUCCCCGCAGUGGAUCGGACGGCAUCAGUGCAAGGCUCUACAGCACGCGGAGCAGCAGCGGGAGCCGGCUGCCAAACAAGCAGGAGAGGGGCUUCCAGCCCCACGGAGUCCCUGCCGCCGCCCCAAGGAGCGCCCAGCGGAACUACUUCCCUCCGCAGCGAGGAGUGGGUGAAAAGCAGAGCUUUGUGGAAGAUCUGCGUUUAGAAGACAACACUAGAUUCUCUCAUAGGGAAGACAACGAGCAAACAUCUUUCAGCAGCCACAUCCCAAGGCAAGAACAGCGAGGACGCUUCCGCAGUUCCUUCCGUAAACUCUUCAAAAAGAAAUGAUCCGGGGCAAGAGGCUUCCAUGCUUCUCCUGGAUUGCGCUCUUUGCUUUGAGUGCCAUGUAACGAGAUGGUUUCGCUUCAAGCGGCUUUAAGUUCAAGGGAAGAAAUAGCAGAAUGUUCAAACUGCUGGACUUUUUUGUGAUAGACUGAAAAGUACUAGCUUUGAGGCUCAAAAUGAAAAGCUCCAUCACUGUGUUUUGCCACUCACACAUUGCCAUUUCUCAUCCAUUAGGGCUUCACAGUAAAAGAAGCAUAGCAUGAUGUCCUUCAGAGCAUUUAUUCUGUCAUUGCCUCUGAAUUGCUGUUUAUUAGGAGAAACCUCGGAGUGGAUUUCCACACAACUGCCAUUUUCAUUUGCUUACCUUGUGGAUCUUCAGGUGAAGCUGUCUUUUAAAAGAUUUCAACUCUAAAUCCUUUAUGCAGAUGGUAACUUCCUGAAUAUAUAUAAAGACAUCUCAGAUCAACAAUAUACCGUACAUUUUUUCCUAAUAACAUCAUUGGUAGAUGUGUGAAAAUCCCCUUCAUAGCGUUUUUGGAUGGAUCUAAAUGAGGUAUGGGCAAACUUGUGCCCUCUAGGUGUUUUGGACUUCAACUCCCACCAUUCCUAACAGCCUCAGGCCCUUUCCUUUUUGCAUAAGCGGCUGAGGGAGAAAAGGAAAGGGCCUGAGGCUGUUAGGAAUGGUGGGAGUUGAAGUCCAAAACCCCUAUGUAGGACACAAGUUUUCCCAUGUCCGAUCUAAAUGAACAGCUCAAAGCUAAGUGUAGCAUAACCGUUUAUGCAGCAAGAUUAAAAUCCAAAAUGUAAUUUUGAAUUGUAGUUUUUUUAGUCGGAAUAAUGCAAUACUACAACUGAUGGAUAAUAAAAGCUCCCAUUGAUCAUUCCCCGAACAUGUGAAGAGGUGCUAUACUGCUAUCUUUUAUGUCUUUAGAUCUCUUAAUUUUGCACUGUGGUUUCGCAGUGGAAUCGCUCCCAGUUUUCGAAGUAGUGGGAAUAUUCAGAACGAAUAGGACAAAGAAACACCAGAAAAGUAUUCUUUGAUUAAAAUCUUGAGUGUACCA